This is a messenger RNA of Homalodisca vitripennis (glassy-winged sharpshooter), 805 nucleotides long. Its product is annotated as clavesin-2-like. The record is from RefSeq and is a predicted model, not a curated record. NCBI's taxonomy places the organism in Eukaryota, Metazoa, Arthropoda, Insecta, Hemiptera, Cicadellidae. Gene Ontology annotation, molecular function: phosphatidylinositol bisphosphate binding. The transcript has 6 exons. Bases 97 to 726 code for a protein of 209 amino acids. Gene Ontology annotation, cellular component: membrane.
CUCCUCAGCUCUGUAGACGCAGUGUUCGAUUCCGUCACCACUCCCGGGUUCCGUGUUCGUCUAUCACGUGAUAUCUAUCUGUCAGAACCGAGUGAGAUGGGGUGCGGGUACGAGAGCGAGGGCGAGAACUACGAGUGCACCCUCGGGCCUGAGCUCCAGAUGACGGCCCAGACAGAACUGCGGGAGGACGACAUUACGAGGAGACAAGCCCUUACACAGAUGAGACAAUGGAUAGACAUGCACCCUGAUAUACAUAACUGCCGAAAAGAUGCUCCAUUCCUGCUAAGGUUCCUGAGGACCAAGAAGUUCUAUCUGCCAUUGGCCCAAGAGAUGCUGGAAAAGUACCUGACUGUAAGAGAACUCUAUCCUCACUGGUUCCAGAAGCUAGAUGUAUUGGACCCUGCUAUCCAGGAUAUCCUUGACAGUGGGUAUUUGGUGCCGUUGCCAGAGAGAGACAGCGAGGGUCGCAAGGUGAUUUUCUCUUGUGCUGCCAAAUUUGAUCCCUACAAGUACACCUCCGCUCAGAUGGCCAGAGUUCACAGUAUUGUUGUGGAGAGUCUCAUGGAUGAUGAAGAGAAUCAAAUUACAGGGUACAGUCAUGUCAAUGACGAGUCAGGUCUGACGAUGGGUCACAUCAGCCUCUGGUCUCUCAACGACAUCAGGCACAUGCUUCCGCUGCAUUCAGAAUUCCACACCAAUGAGACACAAGUCGACACACUUCAUUAAUGUUCCCACAUAUGCUAACAAAGUAUUUGACUUCUUCACCGCUUUACUCAAUGAAAAAUUGAAGAACAGAGUGAUGGUA